Messenger RNA from Symbiodinium sp. CCMP2456, 402 nucleotides. The record is from the annotation of a GenBank genome assembly. NCBI's taxonomy places the organism in Eukaryota, Dinophyceae, Suessiales, Symbiodiniaceae.
AUGGAUGAGCGGGUCCUUCCUGAAGCAGACAUCGUCCUGGCCGUACUGCCCAAAACCCCUGCGACGGAGAACGUGUUCGACGACGUGCGCUUCAGCAAGUUCAAGAAAGGGGCGCUCUUCAUCAACAUCGGUCGGGGCUCCAGCGUGGAGGAAGCCGCGCUCCUGAAGCACCUUCAGGGCGGACGCCUCCGGGGGGCUGCGUUGGACGUCUUCCAGACUGAGCCCCUUCCACCGGAGUCUCCGUUCUGGCAAGAAGAUGUCCUUCCGGCUUCGCGGCUCCUUCUGACACCUCACAACGCAGAUAUCAGCCUCUCUAUGAACGAGGAGUCUGCGGAAUACUUCUGCAGAGUCGCUCGGCGUUUUGUCCUGGAGGGCAAAAUGCCGGACUACCUCGUGGACCUC